Naegleria gruberi is the source of this 1257-nucleotide messenger RNA. Its product is annotated as nucleotide diphosphate sugar epimerase family protein. Lineage: Eukaryota; Heterolobosea; Eutetramitea; Acrasida; Naegleriidae. The coding region runs from base 102 to 1241 and encodes 379 amino acids. The transcript is spliced from 2 exons. The record is from RefSeq and is a predicted model, not a curated record.
GAAUUUUUUUCUUGGUUUUUUCUUGGGUGAGCGCGGAAGACUUUGAUAAUUAAUUGUAUUAUUGUUGUGUUGUUAUUAAAUAUUGUACUAUAAAAGAGAAAAUGCCAACAGCUAAACCAAGAGUGCUCGUUUUGGGAGGAACUGGAUUUGUCGGUAGACAUUUUGUUAAAUACCUUGUGGAUAAAGAUUUGGCUAGUAAGAUUAGAGUUGCUGAUAAGCAAUUGCCAAAGACUGCCUACUUGUCCGAAGAAUUCCUCAACAUUUAUGAAAACAAUCCAAUUGUUGAAUUCAAACAAGCUAACUUGUCUAAUCCAACUCACAUUAAAAAGGCUUUUGAAGAUACCACUGGACCAUAUCAAUUUGUUGUCAAUUUGGCUGCUGAAACCAGAUACGGACAAGAAGAAGCCACUUACAAGCAAAUGAUUUUCGACAUUUCUAUUAACUGUGCCAAGGAAGCUCUCAAUUACUUGUCAUCAAUUGAAAAGUAUGUUGAAGUUAGUACUGCUCAAGUCUAUGACUCUGGUAGCAAGGCCAGUAAAGAAACUGACAAGAUUGCUCCAUGGACUAAUCAAGCUAAGUUCAAGGCUCAAGCUGAAGAUGAAUUGAAAAAGCUUUCACCUGAACUCUCUCAAAAAUUGGUCAUUCUUCGUCCAUCAAUAAUUUAUGGACCUGCUGAUUUGAAUGGUCUUACUCCACGUAUUACUUGUGCCUGUACUUAUACUCUCACCAAGGAUAAGAUGAAAUUCUUGUGGAGUGGUGAUUUGUGUAUUAAUACUGUUCACGUUAGAGAUGUUGCUCGUGCUCUCUGGCAUGUCUACAUGAAUACCAAAUCAACUGGAACUCUUGUCUAUAAUUUGAGUGAUAAGAAUCAAACAGAUCAAAAGAAGAUUAAUGAAAUUUUCGAACAAAUUUUCGGAAUUGAAACUGGAUUCUUUGGAACACUUCUCUCACAAGCAGCCAAAUUGAACAUGAAGAGUGCUGCUGAAACUGCUAACGAAAAUCACAUGAAUCCUUGGAGUGAAAUGAUCAAACAAUCAGGAAUCAAAUUUACUCCUCUUUCACCUUACAUUGAUAAGGAAUUAUUGUACAAUAACUCACUCUCUGUUGAUGGAUCAUUGAUUGAAAAGGAUACUGGCUUCAAUUAUGAACAUCCAAAGGUUACCAAGGAUCUUAUUGAAGAACAAAUCAAAUACUUUAAGAAUUUGAAUUUAUUCCCUGAUUUUACAAAGAUUUCCAAGUAAAAUAAUUAUCUUUUUC